GUGAUAUUACGUAUAAAUUGCAAUAUAUAUAUUAUCGAGCAGUUUACACAAAUACUGAUGCAUAUUUGGAUUGGAUAUUGAAAUCAAUGCAGCAGCCAGCAAGAGUACCGUUUGAUUUGCGAAAGGAACUUAUAUUUAGUGAAUAAAAAACUAAACUUAAAUUUAAAACAUAACUUAACCUAUUCUGUUCGAAAAGAAAUAAGACACACAUUACAUAAAUAUGUUGUGUUAGCUCUCUGGUUGGUUUCAGAGCUCAAAGCCCUUCAAACUGGCGUAUCAUUCACGGUGUCUCUCUUAUAAGAACUGCAAACUCUCAGUAAACGCCGUGAGAUAUCGAAAUGCAUGUUACACGCAGGCCUUGAUCGACAACGGUUGUUAAGCUAAAGAAAAAGUGUUUAUACGUUACAUGUCGGCCAUAAACUACGAAAUUAUGUUUUAAGAUGUAAUACAAUUUCGUAGUGUUUGUAUUUUGAAAAUUAAAUCAUAAAAUAAACGCCAUGAAGUUUUUUCGCUAUAUUUGUUAUUAAUUAUAUUUAUAUGUAAUAUUAAAAUUCGGCAAGCGUUACGCAACAUAUGGAAGGACCUUGAUUAAACCUGUUUCAAAUCAUACUAUUUACCCGUUUGUGGCACUUGUUUCAACCAGUGAACAACGUUACACCAAUACUUGAGUAGCUGAGACAUAUGUUUUUUUUUUUCUAUAAUCGUGAUCGCGUCGAUCGCUACUGCUGAUAUCUGCGUCGAUCGUUGCUGCUAAAUGAUCACUUGUUGUUUGCAAGCGACUAAGUAUAGACGUUUAAAAGUCCCACGGUAGACGUUUCAAUUUAAGUGCAGCACUUAUGUACCGACUAAUGUUUCAAUUCGUCAGGAGAGUAACUCUGUUUUCCGGUUUGUGGUUCUUGCUAUCUCUGGCGACGGCCCAAGAGAACCGGUUAACGUGCGGUAGACGCAAAGUGAAGUCGGUUUACCUCAUCCACAAUGGCAUUGACGCCAAGGCCGGUCACUGGCCGUGGCAUGCUGCGGUCUUCUAUAACAUGACCGGAAAGACGGAUUACGCUUGCGGUGGAUCCAUCCUUGACGAGAACACUAUUCUCACAGGUAUGAUGUACCAUUUGUCACUAAUAAAACCCAAAUGACAUUGCUUUCCUCUUCGUAAGCCUCUCAUUGCGUGCAUACUCGACGAGGUGUGCUCCCGGCGGCUCGCGUGUUAGUACACGUGGGACAAAUCAAUCUGAAAGAAGCAAGUGAAUACACGCAGACGCUUGGGGCACGGGAAAUUAUACUUCACCCUGGGUUUAGCAGAAACAGCAUCAUCAACGACAUUGCGUUGAUCAAGCUUAGCUCCAACAUAACGAUGACGAAAUACGUGCAACCUGUUUGUCUGUGGACCAUGGACAGCAAGAAAGAGUUAAUCGUUGGUAAAAAUGGAACGAUUGUGGGGUUCGGUUUGAACGAGCAGGACGUUGUAUCGGAGCGGCUAAAACAAGCCUUGAUUGGUGUGGCGGAUGCGUUGACGUGCAUUGCAAGUGAUCGUAGUGUGUUUGGAACUCACCUUACGUCGGACAUGUUCUGUGGGAAAGGACAGAAGGGUGUGAGUGCAUGCAACGGAGAUAGCGGUGGCGGUAUGUUCUUCGAGGUGGGUGGCAAAUGGUUCGUGAGGGGCUUGGUGUCCUUCACUCCAUUGCGAGGUAACACGACGCUAUGCGAUCCGCUUAAGUACACGGCCUACACCGAUGUGGCAAAGCACUUGGAAUGGAUUAAGCAGUACAUUGAUCAGCGAGUACUGUCCUUCGAGAGCGAUGUGUUGGAUAUAGACUAUGAAGAAAAGCUACGCUUGUUCAACUUCCAGACGUGCGGUGUGAAAUCAUCUACUGUUCAUCCUGGCGGAUCUAAUUGGACACUACCCUGGCUUGGAUUUGUCAGAGCGCCGAAUGAGUAUAAAACUAGAUGUGUUGUUACACUCAUAAGCGAUUGGUAUGCGGUUGGACCUGCGCAUUGUUUCGAAAAUGACGGUGUUGAGGCUUUCAUUUUGUUAGGUGCUGGAUACGAACACUUAAAAUCGGAAUGUUUCAACCGCAACGGAUCUACCCUAUGCACUCAUCUCUCCCAAAUGCGUCGUAUUCAAAGGAUCAUUGUGCAUCCAAUGUUCGGUACAAACAAUGCUGCAGACAAUAUCGCACUCAUCGAGCUGCUAUCCCCGGCAGACAUCAGCCAGCCAAACGUGAAGCCUAUAUGCCUACCUGUAACGUCUGAGCUUAGAACGAACGCAAAGACAAACUUACACGUUGCAGUGAUUUCAAGAGAUGAAGACUCGUACAAAAACAUUCCCGUUCGCUAUCUAGACUCUGCCGAGUGUAUGAAACUGUACGCCCAAGAGAACAUUGUGUUGAAUCUGGAAAACAAACGACUCUGCGCAGAAAUAGCGAACAACCAGGACGAACAAAAUUGCAAUGCACUUAUAUCAGGAUCACCGCUUCAGGAACUGAAGAUGUUUGGUGGUAAGGAGCAAUACUUCCUGCGAGGAUUCGAGUUGCUUGGACAGGCCUGUAAUGCGCGUGCACCACCAAUUUACAACAAUAUCGAGGCAUACAUCGACUGGAUACUGUACAACAUGAGGUACAACGAGCCGGAGGACCUUGUACAAACAGAAAGUUUGCCAGCUAAUGGCUCUUUAAAAUCACAAUGGAUGAGACUACAGCAAGAACCAGGGAAUGAAAAUCUUCAACUCUUCAAUAUGAGCUCGUGCGGUGUAACGGCAAACAUCGUGAAUGAAAAAACGGGCUCCAUCGUCGUCUAUCCCUGGAUGGUGACAGUGUUUGGUUGGCGGACAAUUAUAGAUGAUGAUAAACAAUUGGAAGUGCAAAGUGUAGGAGUAUUGAUAAGCGAACGAUACUUUCUAACAAACGCCCAUCUAGUGAAACAGAAAGCAUGGUGGCGUUCGGUUGUCAUUGGAUUGAGCAACCUUAUCGUUCAAGCUCAGUGUGUCGGUGACUCAUGUGUGCAAGCGGUUGAGGCAACCAUUAGAAGCAUUCACAUCCAUCCGAAUUAUGCAAACGAUCCGCUUAAUUAUAAUAUCGCACUGGUUGAGCUUACAUCACCAGUUAAUUCUACCAGCCGACACAUCAAACCAAUCUGCAUGCCAUUUCUUAAGGAUAUGUUUAAGACAAAUCCGCUCGAGCUGGUUGUUACCUCGAACGAGGACUUGGACAUGAGAAGCAAAACGUUGACAGCACUCAAUCCGACCACCUGUCAACGGCAACUAGCACAGGAAGGGUUUCUGACCUCAACAAAAACUGUUCCUUGGUGA
This is a messenger RNA of Anopheles gambiae (African malaria mosquito), 3304 nucleotides long. Its product is annotated as polyserase-2. The coding region runs from base 1352 to 3304 and encodes 650 amino acids. Lineage: Eukaryota; Metazoa; Arthropoda; Insecta; Diptera; Culicidae. Gene Ontology annotation, molecular function: serine-type endopeptidase activity. Gene Ontology annotation, biological process: proteolysis. The record is from RefSeq and is a predicted model, not a curated record. The transcript is spliced from 3 exons.